GGGCCAUCGAUCUGGCAACGCCGCCAGUUGAUGCAAUUUUUUUUUUUGAGCCAUUUGUUUUGAAUAUAAAUUUUCGAGUGAAUCCCACGAUCCCCCAGUAGCCCAGCUCCGCCAAGAUAUCGGCUCAAAAUAUACCAAAUUUAUAGUUUUUACACACAACCCAUUCCGGCAGCAUCCCCACCCCGUUGGCUUCCCACAUAAACGCAGCCCAUGAAAUCCCACAAGUGAAUCGCGUCGAAUCCAACAGUCGCGUGCGUGAUUCGUUCGAUAUCGGUCGUUAUAUAGCCGCCAUAUAAAUCGUGGGGGCCCCAAGAUGAGCAGCGCGACGGGGACGCACAAGGAGUACGCCAAGUUCAAGUACUACAUGGAGAAGUGCUAUGUGCUGCCGCUGGAGCUGAAAAAUGAUAUUAUCUACUGCCAGCGUGCGUUGCGCGACUUCCUCAAGGUCCAUGGUUUGGUAUCGGACGUCUUCAAGGAGCAGGCGGAUGCGGAUCCCGUGCAGAUGCGCCGCAUCCUGGACGAACUGGAGGAGGAGGUGUACGAGAUCAAUGCCGAGCAGCAGUUCCUGCUGCUGCGCCUCAACGACGACCUGGAGGGAUUCUGCAUGAAGCUGAAGGAGAACAACAUCGCCACCAUGCCAGAACUGGCCAACGAGUUCGUUUCCGGCCAGAUAGUGCCUUUGAUUGCUGAUCCCAGCUACAAGAUCAAUCCGCAGUCGGUGAUGUGUCGCGACAACGAGGAGAUGCUGAUCCGCAAGCAUUUCCUGCUCAGCCAGGAUGAAGAGGCGGGUGUGCCGCCGCUGAAGCUCAGCGAUCUGGACGAGAAUAUACCGCUGAUGCUGGCUCCGCCGGUCAGGGGAUUGGGUCAGCAGAUAGCCGCCGUUAAUGCGCAGCUCAAAUGGCCCAAGGUCGAGGAGCCGCCGGUGACUGGGCCACCGCCGCCGCCGCAGCCGCCGCCGCCACUUCAAUCCCAGCUGGAGAUGAUGAACCGUUCGCUGGAUUCGAAUCCGCUCAAGCGGAAGAAUAUCACCUGCACUUCACCGCCGCCCUUGGCGCCCAUUACCCAAACAGUGGUGGCACCACCGCCCACCGCACCAUCGUCAGCCGCAGCGCAACCACCAAAUCCACCCCUGGACUUUGAGGUGGUGGCCCAGAGCCGAAAGAAUUUGCAUCAGGCCCUGAAGAGGGCCCGAAAGACCAAGCAGCAGCCACGUUUGUGCGACGAGGAGGAGGACCUGGAGAUCACAAGUUUGGAGAACAGUCGAAAGAGCAAGACCAGCGAGGUGAGGAAGUCACCGCCACCGCUGGAGAUAACCACGAAUACUGCCGCCAGCCAGGCAACCAAUGCUUUGGGCAAGAAAACAACGCCUCAAUUGCCAUCUCAGGGAACGUCGGCGAAGAACAAUGCGUACAAGACGCGGAACACGCGCAGGAAAUCCUCGCCGACGCCCACAACAAACACGCAGCCACAGCCGGCGGUUUCGCCGUCCGGCAGCUCAGAUGAUUCCAGUGCGGAACUGCAGCAGGAGCAGCAGAGGCUCCACGCAUCCGCCGCCCAGUGGCGCGAUGAGCCGCGCGAGAAUCGCACCCAGCCGGCGGACUACGGCCAGGAGACGUUCCUCGGUCUCUUUGGCCUCUACACGCCCGAGGUGCUCAAGAAGCUCAAUCAGCGCCACUCGAAGCGCAAGCGUCGAACCGUUCAGAAUGCCAGUGGCGUGGACUUUCACUAUGGCCAGCAGUUGAAUGCCAUGGACUCGUUGGUCCUGGGCGUUCGCGGCCACAAGAAGGCCAAGGACAGGCCGGAGUUCCUCUUGUCGCCGAAGGAGAAGCGUCUGCAGGCCAACUCGAAGAGGGCCUACACUCGCAAGAGCAAAUCGCCGGACAAGGUUACGGAUAAGAGCUCUGGAGGAGGCGGAGGAACUGGAGUUUCACCCUGUCAGCAUGGCGAGAGCGGCGCUUCCAAGUGCCGAAAGUGCCGCGAGUGCAGAGAGUGCAAACGCCGAGUGGAACCCGAAGCAAUGUACUGCCAUUACUGCAGUGGCUUCUACCACAUGGACUGCCACGAGACCACCAAAAACCGGCAGCAAGUGCAGCUCCAGAAUUCCCGAUGUCCGCCGUGUCUGCGCGAGCAAAUGGAGAAGUAGCGUGAUACCAAGUGAACUGGAUGUUGGACACUUAUAAUACUAUUUUCGCCUGUUUCCUGUUUGAAAACCAAAAGUUGUUGGAUGAAUUGAGUUAGUUGCCUCCUCAGUCCCAUGGACAAGGGCAUUUAUUGGACGCCUCUCUUCGUUUCUCUUUUUUGGCUCCGCUGUUUUAGAGCUCCUUGUUCGACCUUAACCCAUUUUUUUUUUCUAUUUCGGAGCAAGGGCAAGGGAUAAAAUUGACCUAAAGUUUUUUCGUACACGUUCGCAUUAAAGAAACCCUUCUAGUUAAGUUUGUAUGUAAAUUUGCAUACGCAAAGGUGAUUCAAAUAAAUAUAUAUGAAUAUUA
Messenger RNA from Drosophila subpulchrella, 2489 nucleotides. RefSeq lists its product as uncharacterized. NCBI's taxonomy places the organism in Eukaryota, Metazoa, Arthropoda, Insecta, Diptera, Drosophilidae. The record is from RefSeq and is a predicted model, not a curated record. Bases 314 to 2143 code for a protein of 609 amino acids. The transcript is spliced from 4 exons.